Molecule: messenger RNA, 1047 nt
Organism: Babesia microti strain RI
Lineage: Eukaryota; Apicomplexa; Aconoidasida; Piroplasmida; Babesiidae
Product: Protein tyrosine kinase
Exons: 8
Coding region: 1-1047 (348 amino acids)
Biological process (GO): protein phosphorylation
Molecular function (GO): protein kinase activity; ATP binding
Source: RefSeq, a predicted model, not a curated record
AUGGUCAAAUUGCCUCUAAUUUGUUGUCACAGUGAGAGCCAUGGCUUGUAUAGACAUGUGAAGUUCAUAGGCAAGGGUUCUUACGGAACAAUGACGCUGGCUCGCGAUUCGGAUGACAAUUUGUGGGUUGUGAAAAAGAUCGAUUUAACGCAACUCGGUAACAGGGAAAAGAAACUAUGCCUAACCGAAAUAGAGAUAAUAUCAAAUAUACAUCACCCUUACAUUGUAGAAUAUCGGGAAAGUUUUGUGGAAGAUGGGAAACUGAACAUCGUAAUGCAAUAUUGUGCUGGCGGCGAUUUGUACAAAUAUAUUUCAUAUCAGAGGAAAAGAGGUAUUCCAAUCAAGGAAGAAAGGAUUGUAGAAUGGGUUUCCCAAAUUUUGGCAGCCGUCAAGUUUUUACACCAACAUCACAUACUGCACAGGGACUUGAAAUCACUAAACAUACUAAUCGACUCUGAUAAAAGGAUAAGAAUAUGCGAUUUUGGCGUAAGCAAGGUGCUUAAGGCCACAUUAGAUUCGGCCCAGACUAUGAUUGGCACCCCCUACUACUUCUCCCCUGAACUCAUAGAAGGACAUGAUUACAACUGGCCCUCCGACAUAUGGGCUUUGGGUUGUCUUGUAUACGAACUAUCAACAUUUAAGACGCCAUAUGACGGAGCAAAGGGUAUGAAACAACUCUGUCACAUGAUACGCACCAAAGAGAUUCCAAAUCUACCAGAUUAUUACUCAGAUGAGUUGAACGCAUUGUACAAGUCAAUGCUGGCGUACGACUAUCGAUUGAGACUGUCAGCCAGCGAAUUGUUAGCCACACCUAUAAUCCAAAAAAAGCUUAAAGAAAUGCUGCAGAGGGUAGAAUCCACCCUUGCAGAUGGAACGACAUUUGCGGAUAGCAAUACAGUUGUCAAUACGAGUGCUACUGGAAAUUCAGUAGUUUGGGGAGACACUGACGAAAUUCAAACAGCAAAAGAGUAUAUGAGUGUCGGAUCGAUUUUGGCAAAUGAGGUCAGCUCUCAGAUGCCACAGUUACCUCAAAUGGGGGAUAUUUAA